Messenger RNA from Clarias gariepinus (North African catfish), 2023 nucleotides. RefSeq names its product dihydrouridine synthase 3-like (S. cerevisiae) (gene dus3l). Gene Ontology annotation, molecular function: tRNA dihydrouridine synthase activity; flavin adenine dinucleotide binding; metal ion binding. The record is from RefSeq and is a predicted model, not a curated record. Bases 74 to 2002 code for a protein of 642 amino acids. The transcript is spliced from 16 exons. Lineage: Eukaryota; Metazoa; Chordata; Actinopteri; Siluriformes; Clariidae. Gene Ontology annotation, biological process: tRNA processing.
GUGUGUGUGUGUGUGUGUGUGUGUCAGAGACUUUACACACAGGUGUUACAUAACAGGAUCUUGUGUUACACGGAUGGAGGCUGGAGAUGUGAACAGUGCAGAGAUCAGCACACUGCAGAGCAAAGACAGAGGAGAAGCAGCUCUGAAGAUACAGUUCGUGACCAGCAGAGAGGGGUUUUACGAGUUCCUGGCUGCGGGGUCGAGGACUGAGGAUGAGGCGGCGUCGGGUGGAGCUCCUGCGGACGGAGACGAGGAGGAACCGAGCGGGGAACCCGAGACGAAGAGACGCAGAGUGGACGCUGACGAUGAAGAGAGGGGGGAGAAGAAGAAGAAACGGAGAGGACAGAACAAGUCCAGACCUCACCUGAAACCUCAGAGCUAUGAGGACCGCAGACUCUGUCCCUCACUCCUGCAGGGGACUGAGAGGAAGUGCUUCUACGGGGACAAGUGUAAGUUUGUCCAUGACGUGGCCGACUACAUGUCCACUAAAGCACCGGAUCUGGGAGACACCUGCUACCUGUACGACACCUUCGGCAGAUGUCCGUAUGAAGUCACCUGCAGGUUCGCUAAGGCCCACACAGGCCCUGAUUACAGAACCCUGGUGAACGAGGAGCUCAGUAGAAGCUCUGGUGGAACAGAGACGGUGAGGAACAGUCUGGAUAAAGAGCUCCAGAGACGUCUCAGGAAGAGACAGGUGUCCUUUAAAGGCACGGAGGCCUUCCUCAAGAGCAUCGGCGCCGGGAACAAACACGACAGGAAGUCCGCCGGGUCGGAGAACACGCCCAGGGAGGCGGGACAGGAACAGGAAGUGAACCAGGCCGAGACCAAACAGGAGGAGCCUCCGUCUGAGCUCGACACUGAGGUGAGUCAGGUGAAGACGCCUCCUGUGAAGACCAUCGGGCCGUUAUUGGAUGAUGAUGUCAUCAAACUCCGCCCAUGUGAGAAGAAGCAGGUCGACUUCAAAGACAAGCUAUUCUUGGCUCCAUUAACAACAUGUGGGAACCUGCCGUUCCGGCGUGUGUGUAAGCGUCUGGGAGCUGAUAUAACGUGUGGAGAGAUGGCCAUGUGCACCAACCUGCUGCAGGGUCAGGCCUCAGAGUGGGCUCUGCUCAAGAGACACCACACUGAGGACAUCUUCGGAGUGCAGCUGGAGGGGUGUUUCCCCGACUCCAUGACCCGCUGUGCUGAGCUCCUCAACCACAACGUCCACGUCGACUUCGUGGACAUCAACUCUGGCUGUCCUAUAGACCUGGUGUAUAAAAAGGGUGGAGGAUGUGGCCUGAUGACCAGAACCAAAAAAUUUGAGCAGAUCAUCAGAGGAAUGAACUCGGUCCUGGACGUGCCUUUAACCGUGAAGAUCCGCACAGGAGUGCAGCAGAACUGCAACAUCGCACACAAGCUCAUCCCAGAGCUGAAGAAGUGGGGUGUGUCCAUGAUCACGUUACACGGUCGAUCCAGAGAACAGCGUUACACCAAACUGGCUGACUGGAGCUACAUCGACACGUGCUCACAGCUCGCCGCUCCUGUCCCCCUGUUCGGUAAUGGUGACAUUCUGACGUACGAGGACGCCAUGAGGGCCAGAGAGACGGGAGUGUCUGGGAUCAUGGUAGCGAGAGGUGCCCUGAUUAAGCCGUGGCUCUUCACUGAGAUUAAGGAGCGGAGACAUUGGGACAUUUCGUCCUCGGAGCGUCUCCAGAUCCUUCAGGACUUCACGCACUUCGGGUUGGAGCACUGGGGUUCGGACACACAGGGAGUGGAGAAGACACGCAACUUUCUGCUCGAGUGGCUCUCCUUCACCUGCAGGUACAUCCCGGUGGGACUGCUGGAGCGCGUGCAGAAGAUUAAUGAACGUCCUCCGUAUUAUCUGGGACGUGAUUAUCUGGAGACCCUGAUGGCGAGUCAGCACGUGGACGACUGGGUCAGGAUCAGUGAGAUGCUGCUUGGUCCCGUCCCGAAGAACUUCAGCUUCCUGCCCAAACACAAAGCCAACGCCUAUAAGUGACGUGGGAAUGGAGCACAACUC